Molecule: messenger RNA, 534 nt
Organism: Merops nubicus (carmine bee-eater)
Lineage: Eukaryota; Metazoa; Chordata; Aves; Coraciiformes; Meropidae
Product: epithelial discoidin domain-containing receptor 1-like
Exons: 4
Source: RefSeq, a predicted model, not a curated record
GGGCUCUUGGCCUACACGGCGCCGCGGGGACAGGUGAUGGCCCUCGACCCCGCGCCCGUUGUCCUCAACGACUCCACCUACGACGGGUACAGCGCCGGCCCGCUGCAGUUCGGGGGGCUGGGCCAGCUGGCCGACGGGGUGCUGGGCCUGCGAGAGCCACACCCCUGGCCCGGCUGCGACUACGUGGGCUGGCGACGACCCCCGGGCCCCCGUCCCCACGUGGAGCUGGAGUUUGAGUUCGAGGGGCUGCGGGCUUUCCACGCCAUGCAGGUUCACUGCAACAACAUGCACACGCGGGGUGUGAGCAUCUUCGGGGAGGUGGAGUGCCACUUCAAGAGGACCUUGGCCAUGGCCUGGGAGCCCACCCCGUCCACCCACAGCCUGGGCGGGGCCAUCAAGGACCCCAGUGCCCGCUUGGUCACCGUGCCCCUGGGUGGGCGCCAGGCCCGCUUCAUCCAGUGCCACUUCUUCUUCGCCGGGGAGUGGAUGCUCUUCAGUGAGGUCACCUUCCUCUCGGACCUGGUGGAGGAGACG